AUGUCAAAACGUUUUUUUGAAGGUGCUCAACAUGCAGCUCGUUAUGCAAUAACUCGACCAACAUAUCCACCAGAAUUAAUGGAAAAAAUCAUUAAUUUUCUUGCUAUGAAGUAUAAAGGUGUAUAUGAUUAUGCAGUUGAUAUUGGUUGUGGUAGUGGACAAAGUACGGAACUUUUAUCACCUUAUUUUCAAAAAGUCUAUGGUUAUGAUGUAAGUGAAAAUCAAAUAAAAGAAGCAAAAACAAAAAAUAAAAUAUCAAAUAUUGAAUAUCAAGUCAGUGCAAAUAAUGCUAUACCACAUGCAAACAAAUCCCUUUGUUUAAUCACUGCUGCACAGGCAGCACAUUGGUUUGAUUUAAAACAAUUUUAUUCUGAAGCUAAUCGAACUCUUAAACAAAUGGGUGUAUUAGCUCUUUAUGGUUAUGAAUUGCCUAAAAUCGAUGGUGAAAAUUCUACACAACUCAAUGAAAUUUUUCAAACUUUCUACAAAAAGCUAUUACCGUAUUUUCCACCGGAUCGACUUCAAAUUGAUAAGAAAUAUGCUGAUAUUAUUUUACCUUAUGAAGAACAAAUUCGAGAUGAAAGUGUUAAAAUAAAAUAUGAAUGGAAUCUUGAUCGUUUUCUAGCUUAUGUUUCAACGUGGUCAGGUUAUAUUCAUUACAUGCAAAAAUAUCCAGAUAAAAAUAUUAUUUUUGAUUUACGUAGAGAUUUGUUUAAAGCAAUGAAAACAGAAAAUGAAAAUGAACCGAUGAAAAUUUAUUUUGGAACAUUUAUUUUACUUGGUCAUAAAAAUAUGCUUACUUAUGAAAGUAUUAUUAUUGGUCAACGUGUUGAAGUCUUUCGCAAUGAUAAAAUUGUUUAUGGAACAGUUCUUUAUAAAGGUCCAAUCGUAGGACGACAUGGUAUAUGGCUUGGAAUUGAUUUAGCUACUCCAGAUGGUGAUAAUGAUGGAACUUUAAGAGGACGUGUUUAUUUUCGAGCUCCACUUAAUUAUGGAAUAUUUACGACAAUUGAUCAUAUACGUUUAGCAUCGGAUUUUCAACGAAAACGAAAAUCAGUUUAUCGAACGGUGAAUAAAAAAAGUAUUGUUGAAGAAGAAUUAUUUGGUAAUACAGAUCCACUUGUAUUACCUCCUCCAUCGACUAAUGCAAGUAUUUCUAAUAGUAAAGUGACACUUUCAUUGAAAAAUCCACAAGAACGUCCAAAUUCAAGUAUUUUUUGUGAAAAGGAAACACGUUAUCCAUUACCACAAACAUUAGCUAAAGAAUAUGAUUAUAAAAUAAGAAAAGAACGUCUGCGUAAAGAAAAGAUGAUGUCUAAACAAAUUGAUACAACUGAAUUUACAUUUGCACCUACACCAUCAAUUCCACCUGUUUUUAUGCCACCAAGUGAAGUCGACCGUGCUAAACGAACAGGUUUUGUAGGCAUGAGUAUACCUCGUUAUACAGUUGUCUACGAUCAAUAUGAUUUUCUUGAAUGA
Molecule: messenger RNA, 1479 nt
Organism: Rotaria sp. Silwood1
Lineage: Eukaryota; Metazoa; Rotifera; Eurotatoria; Philodinida; Philodinidae
Source: the annotation of a GenBank genome assembly